GUCAAAUACCACUCCUUAGAACAUGUUCAUCACAUCCCAGUUAUGCAACAGUUUCCAUCUCUGUCUCUUCUUCUUUGUUCUCUUUCAAUAUUAGUAUUCAUUUCUUUCAAAUGAAUAUAAACAUCAGUGUUCAUCUGAUCCUGCUAGUUGGUACUCUUAUCGCCUUAAACGUAAUUGAAGCAGUUUUAACACUCGACCAUCGGUUCGAAGAUUGCAAGCCUAAAGAUUGCGGAAACGGAUUAAAUAUUAGCUACCCAUUUUGGAUUGAAAAAGACUACUGUGGGUAUCCAGGAUUUAAUGUUAGUUGUAAGAAUAAGGUUCCUAUUCUAUAUGCAGAAGGAUAUGAUUACAUAAUUCGAGAUAUCCAUUACGGCAGUAGAUCAUUCCGAGUGGAGAAUCCAGUUGCACAUAGUUUCUGUCCUGUUCCUUUUAUAAAUUCUACUUUCAAUGAUCAAAGUCCCUUCAAAUUUGGUUCCGGAGUUCAGCUUCUUACGUUCUUUUACAUUUGCACCAAUUUCAGUCGUAAGUUAUAUGAGAAUUACAUUUAUCCAGUGAAUACUUAUUGUGUAACUUCCUACGAUCGCAAGAUUUAUUCUUUCGCCGGGUUUGUUCCUCCGGGGGAAUCGCUUUAUGAUAGGUUAUCAUGCCAGUUAUCGGUUCAUGUUCCCGUAGAAGUGGAGUCAAACUCCAAAACAGGUCAGGUUAACGGUUAUAUGCCGUUAAUAAAAAAAGGUUUCACUUUGGAAUGGCAUAAAUCACCAUGUACAGAGUGCCAAGCAAGCGGUGGAUAUUGUGGAGUCAAUGAGAAAGGUGUCGUCGUGUGUUUUUGUAAGGAUGGACCAUAUCAACAAAAAUGCGAAAAUAAGAACAACUCAUCCAAACUUACCAUCCGUAUAGCUGUUCCAUUCGUUAUCGCAGUACUUUUCACCAUUGCCUUCGGUUUCUUCUAUUUUGGGAGGAAAAAAACACAGAGAAAAAAGUUUGAUGAUGUCGACGAUGAGAUUCAAGGAACAGAAUCUUUACAGUUCAACUUCAGUACUAUAUGUGUUGCAACAAAUAAUUUCUCGGAAGCUAAUAAACUUGGACAAGGUGGAUUUGGCUCUGUUUACAAGGGUACACUUUCAGACAUGCAAGAAAUAGCCGUAAAGAGGCUAUCAAAAAAUUCAGGACAAGGUGAACAAGAGUUCAAGAAUGAAGUUACCUUAGUAGCUAAACUUCAGCACAGAAAUCUGGUGAAGCUCGUUGGUUUCAGCCAAGCUGGUGAAGAAAAACUGCUCAUCUAUGAAUUCAUGCCAAAUGGAAGCCUUGACCAGAUCCUAUUCGACCCAGUUAAAUGUACACAGCUGGAUUGGGAAAGACGAUACAAGUUAAUAGGAGGGGUAGCAAGAGGACUUGUCUAUCUCCAUGAGGAGUCUCGACUGAAAAUCAUCCACCGGGAUCUCAAAGCUAGCAAUAUAUUAUUGGAUGCAGACAUGAAUCCAAAAAUUGCAGAUUUUGGCAUGGCUAGGCUUUUUUGCCUUCACCAAAUUCAAGAUAAUACAAACAGAAUAGUUGGAACAUAUGGCUACAUGGCUCCUGAGUAUAUAAUGCAUGGUGAAUUCUCUAUGAAAUCAGACGUUUUUAGUUUUGGUGUCUUAGUUUUAGAGAUACUUUGCGGACAGAGGAACAGCAGUUUUCAUAAAUCAGAUAUUGCUGGGGACCUUCUAAGCUAUGCAUGGCGGCAUUGGAAUAAUGGAUCUGCUAUAGAAAUAUUACAUCCAACUUUGAAAGACACUUUUUCUAGAAAAGAAGCGGUGAGAUGCAUCCACGUAGCAUUAUUAUGUGUUCAAAAAAAUGUUGAAGAUAGGCCCUCAAUGCAGACGGUUAUCCUAAUGCUCAACAGAUACUUUUCAAUCAGUCACAAUUUACCUUCAGCGCCUGCAUUCUUUGCUGGUAGUAUUAAACGUAUGGAACCCAAGUCGACUUUAUAUUCAGACUACAGAGAUGCACAAGGAAGUUCUAAAAACGAGUCAAUCAGAGAUACAGCAAUGUACAGCGUGAAUGAUGUUUCAGUUACUGAACUGCACCCUCGAUGACAAUACAAUCUUGUUCAUUUGCCUUCUUC
Messenger RNA from Papaver somniferum (opium poppy), 2104 nucleotides. RefSeq names its product cysteine-rich receptor-like protein kinase 10. Gene Ontology annotation, molecular function: polysaccharide binding; protein kinase activity; ATP binding. Bases 111 to 2075 code for a protein of 654 amino acids. Gene Ontology annotation, biological process: protein phosphorylation. The transcript is spliced from 7 exons. The record is from RefSeq and is a predicted model, not a curated record. Lineage: Eukaryota; Viridiplantae; Streptophyta; Magnoliopsida; Ranunculales; Papaveraceae.